AUGUUUUCUGUUCUUUCCCGAGGGACUGGCUGCCUGGUAAAAGCAGUGGAGACGGCAGCCCAACGUGAGGCGUUCAUCAUAGGAAAGCCCAACCGGUACAUGUUUGAUUGCGUGGUGAGCGAGUUCAACAUCGAUCCCGCUCGUACCAUCAUGGUGGGAGAUCGGCUGGACACAGACAUCCUCAUGGGCAAUAGCUGUGGCCUCACGACUCUGCUGACGCUUACCGGGGUCACCACGCUGGAUGAAGUGAAGGGCCACCAGGAGAGCGACUGUCCUGCCAGGCAGAGCCUGGUUCCCGAUUACUAUGUUGAUAGCAUAGCCGACCUUCUCCCUGCACUGGGGGAUUAAUAUAGCAAAAUGCUUGCAGCCUCUGCAGCGGUAUCCCAAGGAGGGCCCCUGUUAAUCACCUUGUGACAGUAAUGUACUCACUAGGAUACCACCUGGAGUUAGCAACCCUUAGCUUUUUAACCUUUCUGUCCUCUCGAUAUGAUUUUGUUUACAUCUCGGUCUUUUA
Molecule: messenger RNA, 514 nt
Organism: Charadrius vociferus (killdeer)
Lineage: Eukaryota; Metazoa; Chordata; Aves; Charadriiformes; Charadriidae
Gene: PGP
Product: phosphoglycolate phosphatase
Exons: 1
Coding region: 1-348 (115 amino acids)
Cellular component (GO): cytoplasm
Molecular function (GO): sn-glycerol 3-phosphatase activity
Source: RefSeq, a predicted model, not a curated record